Molecule: messenger RNA, 1694 nt
Organism: Phyllostomus discolor (pale spear-nosed bat)
Lineage: Eukaryota; Metazoa; Chordata; Mammalia; Chiroptera; Phyllostomidae
Gene: ZFP41
Product: ZFP41 zinc finger protein
Exons: 2
Coding region: 261-1136 (291 amino acids)
Biological process (GO): regulation of transcription by RNA polymerase II; central nervous system development
Cellular component (GO): nucleus
Molecular function (GO): DNA-binding transcription factor activity, RNA polymerase II-specific; RNA polymerase II cis-regulatory region sequence-specific DNA binding
Source: RefSeq, a predicted model, not a curated record
CCCCAGCAGGAGCGCUGCCACCAGACGCGCAGCUGCCGCCCAAGCGAGCCCUUCUGCAAGACCAUCGUCUCUGAAGGGGACACAGGUUCCUGCUCCAGCCGCUGCGUGAGCCCGGAGCAGUGAGGAGCUGUGUCUGGGGCAGGACCUCGCUGGAGACGCGACCACGAAGAAAGGAAUUUGUCCGACGGAGAACGGUGCCCCGCCCGUUCCGUUAGCCCUCACGGGCGCCCCACAGCCCUUCCUCCCCGGGGGACGGAAAGAUGGAAAAGCGCACAGGCAAAAAGACGACGCAGGGCCUCAGGGAGCACAUGGCUGUGCGGAGGGACGCCGCCAGGGACCGGAAGGCGUCGGGGGCCAGAGGGCCCGGCGGGAGGGCCGCCCUGGCUAGAACGCACAGGAAGGCGCUCAGCCUGAGCCCCCAGGCCGAAGCCCACGUGUUCGACGCCUUCGACGCUUCCUUCAAAGAUGACUUCGAGGGCGUCCCCGUGUUCGUUCCCUUCCAGAGGAGGAAGCCCCACGAGUGCAGCGCGUGCGGCCGCGUCUUCAAGCACAAGACGGACCACGCCCGCCACCAGAGGGUGCACACCGGCGAGAAGCCGUUCCAGUGCGCCCAGUGCGGGAAGAGCUUCCGGCACAGCUCGGACGUCACCAAGCACCGCAGGGUCCACACGGGAGAGAAGCCCUUCGCGUGCGGCGCCUGCGGGAGGGCCUGCAACUGCGGCUCCAACCUCCUGAAGCACCAGAAGACUCACACGGGCGAGAAGCCCUACGGGUGCGAGGAGUGCGGGAAAACCUUCGCCUACAGCUCCUGCCUCAUCCGCCACCGGAAGCGGCACCCCCGGGGGGAAGCACUGAGCGCGGGGAAGCUGGUGGGGUGGCCCCUCCGGCCAUGGCCGCCGCUGCCGGGCACCCGCCGUGGCCUCGGCCCUCUCGCCUGCUCCGGAGGACGUUGGCCUGCAGCCCCUUGGCCCACUGGGUCCCCGGCCCGUCCCCGUGCGGGCGGCAGGAGGCCUGUGGCCCUGAGCCAGACAGCAGUCUUCCAGGAGGACCGCUGUCCCCCCUCGGCUGGCCGCGGCGACCAUCCUUUUCAGGCUGCGGCACCAGCCCGUGAACUCAGCCCCGUCCCCAGGAACUAGACGCCCUGUGACAUGUGUCCUCUCGGCCCGGCCACCAUCCCGGAUAAGCGGCCUGAUUUACACAGACGGGCCACGUGGGGCAGGGCUCCUCGGGCCUGCAGGCUGCUGCGUGGGAGGUCCCUUCCACAGCCACACCCCGGGGCCCCUGUCUGCCCACGGCAGCUUCCCCCCAGGCUGCAUCUCCCACGCAGGAGCCCACGGCACACGGCCGCGGGCCUGGCCCCAGGCCUCAGCUCUCUGUGCAGGUGAGUUCUGCCGCUCUGACCUUGGCCCCCAGGUUCCAUCCCACCCUCAGUCACGUCCACGUGCUGGGCCCCGCCUGGGUCUCCCUCGGGAGUGGUCUGUGAGGGGCUCCGCUCUCCGGGGCUGUGCCACUUGUCCCAGAACCUCCAGACAGUCUAAGGGGGCGAGGCGACCGUCAACCCGGAGAUAACGAGGCUUUUUAUUCGGAAAAGGAUGGUAGCUACAUUUUCACUCCAUCGGACCCAAAACCAACAACGGCUUGAGGCUCUGGGGGCUCUGUCUCGUGAGAGGCCUGCGCUCCGGCAAGACAGGCCC